Messenger RNA from Fomitiporia mediterranea MF3/22, 1017 nucleotides. RefSeq lists its product as uncharacterized. Bases 1 to 1017 code for a protein of 338 amino acids. Gene Ontology annotation, biological process: mitochondrial respiratory chain complex III assembly. The transcript is spliced from 3 exons. Lineage: Eukaryota; Fungi; Basidiomycota; Agaricomycetes; Hymenochaetales; Hymenochaetaceae. Gene Ontology annotation, cellular component: mitochondrion. The record is from RefSeq and is a predicted model, not a curated record.
AUGCUCAGCACAACUCGACGGUUCGUGCUGCUUUCGCAGGGUUUUCAACGCCGUGGCUUAGUAGCUUCGUGCAAAAGAGCGUAUUCCAAGAAAAUUGCUUCAGAAGAAACACAGUCCUCCAACCUAGCAAACAGAUUCUACGAGUACAAGAAACCUCCGCCAAAGCAGGAGACAUGGCUAGCUCAAUAUCUUCGUCGUUCGCCAAGAGCUAUGUCCAUUUUCAAAGCUGUAAUUGGAAACCUAGGGAUGGGAAACCCUAGACAAAUCGCUGGUCGGACUUCUUACCACUACUACCAAAAUGCUUGUGCGGUCAGAGAGCUCGAGGAGCGGGAAUUUUGGCACAAAGAGUGUCGAUUACCACCAACGUUCCAAACUUGGUUUACCGUGACCAAUCUACAUGUCUGGCUCCUUACCGUCCGUUUCCGAGCUUUACCUCCACCAUUCGGAGACAACUUCGUGCAAGGCCUCGUGGACCACUUCUUCCUAGAUGUUGAAGAACGCAUCCGGCAGACCCUCUCAGAGAAGGCACCCGAACGUCUUGUCACCCGCCAAAUGAAAAUUCUACGAGAACAAUGGGCAGGACUCAAUGCCUCUCUAGACUAUGCGCUUGGCCUUUCCUCCCCUUUCGCAAAAAACAUCGCAGGCCCUAGGAGCGGCGACGGCGACGCAGAAAUGGCAGCCGCCGUAUGGCGUAACUUCCUUGGUGCACGCGGUGCACAUGGAAUUGACGAUCCGGGACGCGUACGUCGUGCCGUUAACAUCUCUGGGGAAUAUGGCAAGGAGAAGUUACAGAAAGACCGACCCGAGGACAGCCUUAGAAAACUCGAAGAAACUGACGACGGUUCAGGCGUGUACGAUUUUGUAGGGAAAGACGUCGAACUCUACGUCCGAUACCCUGAACUUAUGUACGCCCUCACGAAAUAUAUUCGGCGAGAGCUCAAACGUCUUGAAGGGAUCAGUGACGAAGUCAUAUUGGAUGGAGAAGGUGUAGGGAAGUUUGGCAAAAUUCUGGACUGA